Molecule: messenger RNA, 1041 nt
Organism: Henningerozyma blattae CBS 6284
Lineage: Eukaryota; Fungi; Ascomycota; Saccharomycetes; Saccharomycetales; Saccharomycetaceae
Exons: 1
Coding region: 1-1041 (346 amino acids)
Biological process (GO): malate metabolic process; tricarboxylic acid cycle
Cellular component (GO): cytoplasm
Molecular function (GO): L-malate dehydrogenase (NAD+) activity
Source: RefSeq, a predicted model, not a curated record
AUGCCAGUUCCAACUAACACAAACGCAAACGCUUCUAACCAACCACCUCUAACUUUAACUGUUAUUGGUGCUGCUGGUGGGAUUGGUCAAUCAUUAUCUCUAUUGUUGAAAACUUCCAAUUAUCCAACGACUAGACCUGUCAAUGUGAAUUUAUUUGAUGUCAAUACUACGGGAUUAAAUGGUGUAGCUACUGAUUUAUCACAUAUGAAUACCCAAGCCAAUGUGAAAGCUUGCCAUUCUUUACAAGAUGCCGUUACAGAUGCUGAUCUCAUUGUUAUUGUAGCCGGUGUUCCAAGAAAACCAGGUAUGACAAGAGACGAUUUAUUUAAUAUCAAUGCUGGUAUAAUAAAAAAUAUUGCCACAAAUAUUCGUCAAUAUUCCAGGAAUUUAGAUACAUCGUUGUUUACACUUUUAAUAUCGAACCCAGUAAAUUCUUUACUUCCUGUACUCAAUAAUGUCUUACCCUCUCAUGCUCAUUCAAGAUGUUUAGGGAUAACUAAUUUAGAUUUAAUCAGAGCUUCUGAAUUCCUUUCGGAAUUAUUAGAUACUCAAGAAAAACAGAAUAUUCCAGUUAUUGGUGGACAUUCAGGUAAUACUAUAGUUCCAUGUUUUUCUUAUUCUAAAGAUUAUGCAAAGUUGUCCAAGGAUCAAAUAGAUAGUUUGAUUCACAGAGUUCAAUACGGUGGUGAUGAAGUUGUUCAAGCUAAAAAUGGCCAAGGUUCUGCUACACUAUCCAUGGCAUUUGCCGCCUUUAAAGUCAUUCAAUUGUUAGUCCCAUUAGUCUUAAAGAAAAUAGAUUAUGUAGAGGGUGCUUUCUAUUUGGAAUUACAAAAUGAUAUCUUAGGUUCUGUGAAAUUAAGAAACUUGUUGAACGAGCCAGAAUUGAAUUAUUUUGCUGCACCUUGCAAGAUUAACUACACAGGGACUUAUUUAAUCGAUUAUUCAAUAAUUAAUGGGUUAAACCAAUUUGAAAAAGAUGUUCUAUUACCAAAGGCAAUUGAUGAAUUAAAAGGCAACGCUCAAAAGGGUGAACGCUAUUAA